CGCAUGGCCUAAGCUAGCCAAUUUCGCUCUGGAAAACGCCUACAAGUGUGAACGGGGACUGGAUAAACAGUUUUCAUACUGUACUGUCUUUGAUGUAAUGCAUCGGGAACUACAGUGCCUGUAAAUUUGUCAGGAGUGGAGCUGCUAUUGACUACUACAAUGUAGCACGAGGGGGCGCUGUUUGAGCGUACGAUAUUUUUCCUAGAGAUUUCCAGUGGGAGUGUUCUUAUGUCAACCCCUCUCCCGCCUGACACCGACGGAUUUGUCCUUAUUCAAUUCGGAUAGUGUGUAGCUAGUAGUAGUAAGAAGGUUACGUUCAUGGUUUCUAACUUAAAAUCUUCAAAAAACAUCGCCCGUGAAAACGGCAGGCGUCGGUACCGGUUUUAAUUCUGCGGAGAAAUCACUGCACGCUGGCGGAGGUUCCUUUGCACAGGUGAAACAACCAUUUUCCGCAUUGGUGGAGGAUUGCAUUGGGAUAUCAUCAGCUGAACGGGUCGAUAUUGGUGUGACUGACCCGGUCAGGAGCCUACUGCCCUGAGAGGCUCUCUGGAUCUCUGCCUCCUCCUCUCAGGCUGCGUCCCCCACCCCCACCCACCCGGGCCUGCGCUACAGUACCCCCUCCCCCACCCCACCGUGGGACUUUGGAGCAUCAUCCUAGCCUAGCAGUGAGGGAUACUAGACCCUGGAACACGUUAAGACUGCUAAGUGAUGAGUGAGUUCUGGUUGUGUUUCAACUGCUGUAUUGCAGAGCAGCCCCAGCCGAAGCGGCGGAGGCGCAUCGACAGGAGUAUGAUCGGGGAGCCCACUAAUUUUGUCCACACAUCCCACGUGGGAUCGGGAGACAUCUUCAGUGGCAUGAACUCGGUGAACUCCAUUCAGAACCAAAUGCAGUCAAAGGGUGGAUACGGCGGAGAGGCCAUGCCUGUGAAUGUGCAGCUGCAACUGGUGGACACAAAAGCAGGAUAACAUGGAGGGGCUGCUUCACAGUUCCUUCAUGUUGAUGUUUUUCAUCCUGGUCCCCAUCAUGUCUGCCUUCAGUGACUGUUUCCCUAAUCCUCCCUCCCCCAUAUUGGACUAGGGGAUGAUGUUCGCCUCCUCUCGUCCUUCCGCUCUGUCUGUCCCCCUUUGCUCCUCCCAAUGAGCCCACUAUCGACCCCCCCGUCCCCCUCUCCGCCCCAGCCAUCUCAACUCUCCUCGCGCCACAAAUACAUGGACAGUUUUUCUCACGCCAUUGGAAUGAGGCUGCUCCCCCUCUGCCUGUCUGUCUGUUCAUCCGCCCAUCUCCCACGGAGGACGACAGUCAAAAGGACAGCAGCGCUUCAGUUUUAGUGUACCUCACCCUUCCAACUUAAGCCAGACGCAAAAAGCAUGAUCCUCAUCUCUGCAAGUUCAAAGUGUAAAACGCUUUUUCUCUUCCAUGUGAGAGUUAAUUUUUUUUGGGGGGGGGGUUGUCAAUUCAGUGUUUAAAGGUCUGGAACCUACAAUUACAAAAUGUAGAUUUUUGUUUUAUUUUUUAUUAUUAACAUAUUUCUUUUUAUAUAUAUAUAUAUAUAUAUAUAUGUCUGGUUUGGCGGUCAGAAUGGUGGGUGACCACGUUUGUGAAAAGUGGCUUGCUAUGGCCCUUUGGUGCCAAAAUGUCUGUAGCGCGUAUGAAAUGAUAUGUUUUCUGCUGACAAGGUUGUUUGUUAUUAUGUUGUUGUUUUUUGACUGGCUCUAGUGAAUUCCACUCCAAUAGGAAAUGUGAUUGUUACUUCGCUGUUGUUUACAUCGUUCCAGUUCCCAUUCUUUGUCUUUAUUUUCAUGAUAAUUGUUCAAUAGAACAGUAACGGAUGUUGAAAUGGCAUGAACUGGCAUUUCACUCGACAUUCUACUGUAAAUGUUUUGGUAAACUUGAUUUCAAUAAGCCUGGGCUAUAUGAGUAUAUUCUGUGCAGUAAAAUGUAAAGACCUUUAGCUAUGUGGUACAAUGCUGGCUACUGGUGUUACAAUGCUGGCUACUGGUGUUACAAUGCUGGCUACUGGUGUUACAACGCUGGCUACUGGUGGUACAGCGCUGGCUACUGGUGGUACAGCGCUGGCUACUGGUGGUACAGCGCUGGCUACUGGUGGUACAGCGCUGGCUACUGGUGAUACAGCGCUGGCUACUGGUGAUACAGCGCUGGCUACUGGUGAUACAGCGCUGGCUACUGGUGGUACAGCGCUGGCUACUGGUGGUACAGCGCUGGCUACUGGUGGUACAGCGCUGGCUACUGGUGGUACAAUGCCGGCUACUGGCGGUACAAUGCCGGCUACUGGCGGUACAAUGCCGGCUACUGGCGGUACAAUGCCGGCUACUGGCGGUACAGCGCUGGCUACUGGUGGUACAAUGCCGGCUACUGGCGGUACAAUGCCGGCUACUGGCGGUACAAUGCCGGCUACUGGCGGUACAAUGCCGGCUACUGGCGGUACAGCGCCGACUACUGGCGGUACAGCGCCGGCUACUGGCGGUACAGCGCUGGCUACUGGCGGUACAAUGCUGGCUACUGGUGGUACAAUGCUGGCUACUGGUGGUACAAUGCUGGCUUCUGGUGGUACAAUGCUGGCUUCUGGUGUUACAAUGCUGGCUACUGGUGUUACAAUGCUGGCUACUGGUGUUACAAUGCUGGCUACUGGUGGUACAAUGCUGGCUACUGGUGGUACAAUGCUGGCUACUGGUGGUACAAUGCUGGCUACUGGUGGUACAGCGCUGGCUACUGGUGGUACAGCGCUGGCUACUGGUGGUACAGCGCUGGCUACUGGUGGUACAGCGCUGGCUACUGGUGGUACAGCGCUGGCUACUGGUGGUACAGCGCUGGCUACUGGUGGUACAGCGCUGGCUACUGGUGGUACAGCGCUGGCUACUGGUGGUACAGCGCUGGCUACUGGUGGUACAGCGCUGGCUACUGGUGGUACAGCGCUGGCUACUGGUGGUACAGCGCUGGCUACUGGUGGUACAGCGCUGGCUACUGGUGGUACAGCGCUGGCUACUGGUGGUACAGCGCUGGCUACUGGUGGUACAGCGCUGGCUGUAGUUCUGGUGGUAAGGCUACUGGUGUUUAAGGACUAGGUUCUGGUGGUUAAGGACUAGGUACUGGUGGUUAAGGACUAGGUACUGGUGGUUAAGGACUAGCUACUGGUGGUUAAGGACUAGCUACUGGUGGUUAAGGACUAGCUACUGGUGGUUAAGGACUAGCUACUGGUGGUUAAGGACUAGCUACUGGUGGUUAAGGACUAGCUACUGGUGGUUAAGGACUAGCUACUGGUGGUUAAGGACUAGCUACUGGUGGUUAAGGACUAGGUACUGGUGGUUAAGGACUAGCUACUGGUGUGGGUAACAUAAUCUAUAAAGCAUUCAAUGUUGCGAUCUGGCAGCGAGGCGAACCCAAACUCGAAGUUGUCUGUAAAAGCUUGACCAUGUGGCUGAGUUCAUGAACUUCAUACACAUUCUAAGAGUAAAGAAUAAGUUAUCAAAGAGAAUGUUAUUAUUUGUCUAUGAAAUGACUUGGGGUCAUUGAAGAUGCCUAGACAACUCCAAUGUUUGUGCAAAACAAAGGACAGUAUGAUUACCAUUGACACACAGGUUGACAUCCUACUGUUUAGCUCCAAGACAUUUUGUUCAGGUUGAGGCAUAUUUUCCAUUAUUUUAAACAUGACGUGUGUAUGAUAUUGCACUGGUGUAGUCUCUAUGGUCUAGGGUAGGAUAGGGUGUAGUCUAUGGGUUGGGGUUGGAUAUAUGGUGUAGUCUAUGGGUUGGGGUAGGAGAGGGUGUAGUUUCUAUGGUUUUGGGUAGGAUAGGGUGUAGUUUGUAUGGGUUAGAGUAUAAUAGGAUGAAGUUUCUGUGGUUUAGCAUAGGAUAGGGUGUAGUCUCUGUGGUUUAGCAUAGGAUAGGGUGUAGUCUCUAUGGGUUAGGGUAGGCUAGGGUGUAGUCUCUACGGGUUAGGGUAGGCUAGGGUGUAGUCUCUACAGGUUAGGGUAGGCUAGGGUGUAGUCUCUAUGGGUUAGGUGUAGGCUAGGGUGUAGUCUCUAUGGGUUAGGUAUAGGAUAGGGUGUAGUCUCUAUGGGUUAGGGUAGUCUAGGAUGUAGUCUCUGUGGGUUAGGGUAGGAUAGGGGGUAGUUUCUAUGGGUUAGGGUAGGCUAGGGUGUAGUCUCUAUGGGUAGGAUAGGGUGUAGUCCGUAUGGGUUAGGGUAGGAUAGGGGGUAGUUUAUGGAUUAGGGUAGAAUAGGGGGUAGUCUAUGGGUAGGAUAGGGUGUAGUCUCUGUGGGUUAGGUGUAGGAUAGGGUGUAGUCUAUAGGUAGGAUAGGGUGUAGUCUCUGUGGGUUAGGUGUAGGAUAGGGUGUAGUCUAUGGGUAGGAUAGGGUGUAGUCCGUAUGGGUUAGGGUAGAAUAGGGGGUAGUCUAUGGGUAGGAUAGGGUGUAGUUUAUGGAUUAGGGUAGGAUAUUUUAAGAAUUUUAAUAAGUUGUAGAAAAUAUUUGAAAAAUCGAAAAUGAAGUCUUCAAAAUGUCCUUUAAUUAAUCAAAUUAAUCAUUUGUUUUCAAUUGAUACAUCUUGAUGCCUCUGUCAUGGUUGAAAAUGUAAAUAAUGAAAUAGGGGUUUGGUUCACUUAUUUGGAUUAAAACUAAUACCAGUGUUGAUGAGGAAAGAAGAGUCACUGGCCUGGAACCCAUCUGAUAAAAGUAUCACACUGAUUGUUGUUGGUCCUUCCCUCAAGUGCUUUGUUUGUAUAUAACGUAUUCCUUGUGUGUCACAACCUGAGGUAUUCUAAUUUAUUGUUUGUCUUUUGUUACUUAUUUUGUACUCUAGUUUCUUUCAGAUUGAUUGGAAUGUUCAACCCCCCCCAAAAAAAAUCCCCAUAUGAUAAAUAAUUGUGGUAAUAUUUAUUCACCAUUAUUAGAAAUGUACUGGACUUGGGGGCGGGGGAGAAAAGUUUUCCCAAAUACUAAGUCUAAAUGAGAAUGUCAUAGAAUGUUUUGUGACAACUGAAAAGCACAAGAGUGUGUGUGUGUGUGUGUGUGAACGAUAUGAAGUUUGCAAUACAAUGAGUGUCGGCCAAAGUGGUAUUGACCAGGGUACGUCAGUCAGCAUGAAUCUACUCUCAGCCAAUGCUCACCACAAAUGAAUUUCAACAUCAGGGAAUUCACUCUGCUCAGUAAUGUUAAUUUUUGUUUGUUUUACAUAUCUGAUGUGUGUUGUUUUUUUUGUACACUUCCAUCCCUCAUGAAUUGACAUCCAGUGUUGGCUUGUAGAUUACCAAAUGUCUUCGGUUUAAAUAAAUAUUUUUUUUCCAUGUUA
Molecule: messenger RNA, 5307 nt
Organism: Salvelinus fontinalis (brook trout)
Lineage: Eukaryota; Metazoa; Chordata; Actinopteri; Salmoniformes; Salmonidae
Gene: cdc42se2
Product: CDC42 small effector 2
Exons: 5
Coding region: 709-966 (85 amino acids)
Biological process (GO): regulation of Rho protein signal transduction
Cellular component (GO): plasma membrane
Molecular function (GO): small GTPase binding
Source: RefSeq, a predicted model, not a curated record